GUACAACAAGCACACAUAUAAUACAAAGUGUACUUGUGGAGAAGCAGUCAUUCUCGAAUAUUGAUACUUCAAAAAAUAAAUACCAUGUCUAAUACCAAAAGCGAGCCUACGAUUAUUGCCCGCGUCGCUGCGGUACCUUUGGUGGACGCUGUUGUGUCAUACACGAGUUCUAUAGCUGAUCGUGCGAAGAGUCUAAAUGUAUACGUUCGUGAAGGUGCAGACUUUAUUGAAUUUACGCUGAAGAUGGGGGUUGAAUGUAUAUAUCUAUACUUAGAGGAUAGUUUGUUUAUGGAUUACCUGAGGAAUGCGGAUAGCUAUCUACUUGAUACAUUCAAUAGUUUGGUAAAGAGAUAUCCUCUUAUCGAUGCGCUUCCGAUGGAAAUUGUUGAUGCAGCACAAUUGCAAUACAUUCAUGCAAGCGAAAGUGUGUUGACACAGUACAAGAAGACCAGAAACGGCGUCGAAGGUCGAUUUAAUGAGCAUAUCAACACAAUUGCCGAGCAGUACAAUGGUAGAGGAGCCCCCAUGGUUGCUGACAUAAAGGAACGAAUCAAAGUUGCUCGUACGGAUAUUCAAGAGCAGGCUGCACCAAUUAAGGAACGGGCUGAGCCCAUCAUUGCGGAUUUGCAGGAUGCCGCCCCUGUUGCUGCGUCCUUCAAGGAUCAGUCUAAUCCAAUACUAGAGGGCAACCACAAGAAAUCUGAGAGUUUCAGUCAAUAAAUGAUAUAACAUUCCAA
Messenger RNA from Sphaeroforma arctica JP610, 737 nucleotides. RefSeq lists its product as hypothetical. The transcript has a single exon. Bases 85 to 720 code for a protein of 211 amino acids. Lineage: Eukaryota; Ichthyosporea; Ichthyophonida. The record is from RefSeq and is a predicted model, not a curated record.